CUAGGAGAAGAUAAAUGACACUAUAAAAUGUAACAAAAGCCAAAGUUUAGUUAGUGAUCACAUAUUUUCUUCCAUAGUUAAAAAUUUGAGAGAGAAAGGAAAACUUGAUUAAUCAAGCUAAUUAACUAUCACUCCAAUGGCCACCAUUGUUGUUCAUAGCCAAACAUCUCCAGUUCAAGAUGCUGAGGCUCUUCGACUUGCUUUCAAAGGAUGGGGGGCUGAUAACAAGGCCAUUAUUGCAAUUUUGGGUCAUAGAAAUGUUCAUCAGAGGCAACAGAUUAGAAAAGCUUAUGAGGAGCUUUUCGAAGAGGAUCUCAUCAAACGUCUUGAGUCAGAAAUCUCCGGUGACUUUGAGAGGGCCGUGUACCGGUGGAUGUUGGACCCUGCAGACCGUGACGCUGUUUUGAUCAAUGUAGCAAUCAGGAAUGGCAAUAAAGACUAUCAUGUGGUUGCUGAAAUUGCUUCUGUGCUAUCAACUGAAGAGCUCUUGGCAGUGAGGCGUGCCUAUCAUAACCGCUACAAGCGUUCCAUCGAAGAAGACGUGUCUGCUCACACUACCGGUCAUCUUCGCCAGCUUUUGGUUGGAUUGGUGAGCUCAUUUAGGUAUGAGGGAGAUGAGAUCAAUGCAAAAUUGGCACAAACUGAGGCUAAUAUUAUUCAUGAAAGUGUCAAGGAAAAGAAAGGCAACAAUGAAGAAGUCAUUAGGAUUCUUACCACAAGGAGCAAGACUCAACUUGUGGCAACUUUCAACCGUUAUAGGGAUGAACAUGGCAUCUCCAUUAGUAAGAAAUUGCUUGAUCAAACAUCUGAUGACUUCCAGAAGACAUUGCACACAGCUAUUCGUUGCAUCAAUGACCACAAAAAGUACUAUGAGAAGGUUUUGCGCAAUGCGAUCAAGAAAUUUGGAACCGAUGAAGAUGGACUGAGCCGCGUGAUUGUCACAAGGGCUGAAAAGGAUUUGAGGGACAUCAAAGAGCUGUACUACAAGAGAAACAGUGUUCAUCUUGAAGAUGAAGUUUCCAAGGAAACCUCAGGGGACUACAAGAAGUUCAUCCUCACUCUUUUGGGGAAACAUGAUUAAAGUAAUUGAGUUAAGGGCAUAUCUAUAAUGAGUUUGGGUUAUGAUGGCUUAUGAUUAUGUGUUUGCAUUAAGUUAUUUUCUUAAUAAAGUAUGUUUUGUUAAGUAUUGUAUCAUUAUGUUGGUUGCUUUGGACAACUUGAACUUUUAUGCUGUAUUGUUUCCUUUGGGAUAUGCUCUUAUGUUGUUUAUUUAGGCUAAUGGGAAGUUAUUAAUAUCAAAAUUAUAUUGGGGUAUGCUUGUAUGAUAUUUUUACUUCACUAUGUUCACUGAUUAUGUGUUUAAUUUAGUAUUCAAAUCUUUAGUA
Messenger RNA from Medicago truncatula (barrel medic), 1385 nucleotides. Its product is annotated as annexin-like protein RJ4. Gene Ontology annotation, molecular function: phosphatidylserine binding; calcium ion binding; calcium-dependent phospholipid binding. Lineage: Eukaryota; Viridiplantae; Streptophyta; Magnoliopsida; Fabales; Fabaceae. The coding region runs from base 137 to 1081 and encodes 314 amino acids. Gene Ontology annotation, cellular component: plasma membrane; cytoplasm. The record is from RefSeq and is a predicted model, not a curated record. Gene Ontology annotation, biological process: response to heat; response to water deprivation; response to salt stress. The transcript is spliced from 6 exons.